CAGGGCGAGCGCGGGGCCCUGGCACGGAACUGGCGCCUGCGGCCUACGGGGGCUGGGGGAGCUGGGCUGGGCGGUCUGGAGGAGAGGAGGCGCGGGGAGAGCUCGUGGCUUCCUGAAAGGCUCUCCUAAGCGCUGAGAUACAGGACAAAGCCCGGAUUUUUGUACUGGGAUUUGUGCAGAAGGACUUGGAACCGGGCGCCAGGCCGUGCAGAGCCGUGUGGCUGCCUGGCCACAUGGGCUCUGUCCUAGGGUCUGACAACGUGAAAAGGAAGCGGCCAAGCUGCGGCGGCUCUCGCCCUUCGCUUUAUUUCACGAUGGCGGUGAUGGGAGCCAGUGCCUCUGGGCUCCGGCUGCCUGGAAUCCAUAGGGGAUUUUCUCUGCAGGGAGGGGGCUCUGGCUGCUGCAGUCCUUGCCGUCAGAGCAAUGGAUGUAAGUUGGAAGGGCAGGUUCGGAGGCUGGCUGCUGCUGCUGGGCUUUCUGCGGGCGGAAUUCCCCGUGAGAUCUGUGGGAAUCUGUGUGGGACCGCUGCAGAACCUGGUUUGUUUUCCUCGGUCACAGCAGCUGCACUGCAGAGGGGAUGUGCGGGAGUCAGCGGCCGAGAUGGGAAGCUUCUGUGGUACCAGAGACUUCAAGGGGCUGUGGCAUAAAGCGUGCAAGGGAGAUUGUUCUGUUCCUAAAAGUGUGCGUGCUGGGCACUGAGCAUGGCAGCCCAGCUGGGUUCCAGCAGCCCCAUCAGCUGCUGCUGCGCAACCUCAGGGUCACCUGCAGGGAUUGGAGUUCGGGGUAGGCAGCUUUUGGUUCUGGCUGCUUGGGUUGGAGCUGCAAAUUCCAGACCUGGAGCUCCCUGCAAAGGCGCUGUAAAUCUCUGCUCCUUUGGCGUGUCCUUCUCCAUCCCCGGGCACCGAGGCUCUGCCUGACAGCUCCUGGGCUGCGUGAGGCCUCUCUGCUGGGGGAGAGAUGGGGAAAAGAUACUUCUGUGAUUACUGCGACCGGUCCUUCCAGGACAACCUGCACAAUAGGAAGAAACACCUCAAUGGAGUGCAGCAUCUCCGGGCUAAGAGAGCCUGGUACGACUUGUUCCGAGAUGCUGCCGCUAUCCUGCAGGAGGAGCAGAGCAAGAAGCCUUGUCGGAAGUUUCUACAAACAGGGCAGUGUGACUUUGGGUCCAACUGCAGAUUUUCCCACAUGACAGAGCAGGACCUGGAGAAGCUGAGUGCGCAGGUGCAAGGGGAGCAGAGAUUGAGGGAGCUGCGGCAGGAAGGAGCAGAAAUCCCGCCCGGCACCAUUGAGAACUGGCUGGAGAAGAGAGCCAAGAGGCUGAGCACGGCUCAGAGCAGCAGCGCCCUGCCCGAGAAACCCGCGCCCUUCCAGUACCCACCUGGCUGGCCCCCGCUGCAGGAGCUGCCCCCAUCCCUGCGGGCCCCCCCGCCCGGGGGGUGGCCGGUGCCCCCCGGCCUGCAGUGGGGCUGAGGCGUCGUGCUGGAGCUGGACUUCUUCCUAGCGUGAGAAUGGGACUGGAUUAUUUAUACACGCUUUUAUAUUAAUAAAAUUUCCCCCCCCCCCGC
This is a messenger RNA of Numida meleagris (helmeted guineafowl), 1565 nucleotides long. It is a transcript of the gene ZMAT5, whose product is annotated as zinc finger matrin-type 5. Bases 958 to 1470 code for a protein of 170 amino acids. The transcript is spliced from 6 exons. Gene Ontology annotation, cellular component: U12-type spliceosomal complex. The record is from RefSeq and is a predicted model, not a curated record. Lineage: Eukaryota; Metazoa; Chordata; Aves; Galliformes; Numididae. Gene Ontology annotation, molecular function: zinc ion binding.